AUGGCAAACACCGUUGAUGAAGGCAUUGCCAUUGUUGGCAUGGAAUCAUUCUGGGAUUUCCUCCUGAGCCAGCGCUGUGCCCGCGGCCCAGUCCCAGCUAGCAGGUUUAACGCUGCAGCCUUCUACAAUCCUCAGAAGGACCGGACCGGGUGCAUUCGUUAUACAGAGAGCUACUGUAUUGACAAUGAUCUCGAGGAUUUUGACAAUGGCUUUUUUGAAAUGACGAGUGCGGACGUUCAGACACUAGAUCCUCAACAGCGCCAGCUGCUCGAAUGCUGCUAUGAAGCUCUUGAGUGCGGGGGUAUUACCCUCAACCAGGUUGCAAAUACAAUGACUGGCGUCUAUAUUGGUAAUUUUGCCAGUGACUACGAGUCACUGGCGUUCAAAGAGCCUGAGAAAAUCGAGGGCAUGCAAGUUCUGGGUAUGGGGAGGACGACUGUGAGCAACCGCGUCAGCUAUCUGUACAACUUGAACGGACCAAGCGUCACCAUGGACACGGCGUGCUCCUCCACGAUGUAUGCUCUCCACUUCGCCGUUCAGGCUCUUCGCAACGGCGAGAUCCCAGCCGCGUUUGUCGGCGGCGUCAACCUUAUCUUGACGCUGGAAUACCAUUUUGCUAUUGGCCAAAUUGGCGCCUUGUCUCCAACCGCCAUGUGCCACGCCUUUGACGCGUCUGCCGACGGCUACGCGCGGGGAGAGUCCAUCAAUGUUUUAUACUUGAAGCGGGUCUCUGAUGCGUUGAGAGACGGAGAUCCUAUUAGGGGGGUAAUUAGAGGCGUCUCUUUAACUGCGAAUGGCAAAAACAAUGGUAUCACACUGCCUAGCGCAAUGGCGCAGGAGUUGUCUAUCCGAAAGGCAUAUGAGCACUCGGGGCCUAUUGACUAUAACGCCGUUGGGUUCGUUGAAUGCCAUGGGACUGGAACGCCCAUCGGUGAUCCGAUCGAGACCACAGCGAUUGCGAACGUGUUUGAAGACAGUAGAGACUGGCAUGAUCCCAUCCUUAUCGGAUCAACAAAGCCUCAGGUAGGUCAUGGUGAGGCUGGCUCUGCCCUGACAAGUAUUAUCAAAGUCGUUCUUGCGAUGGAAAAAGGAAUUAUUCCCGGAACAAUCGGUAUCAACAGGCUGAAUCCAAACUUGCUUGAAACUAUUGAGGAAUAUCUGAAAGGCUCAAAUAUGCUGCUUGGUGCGCAGGCACAGCUCUGUAUCGACCCUUAUACGUCCAUUUUGCAGACACAGUUUUUACUCCCGAUCUCCGCCCACGAUGAGUACUCACUUUCGAGAAGCCUGGAAAACGUAUCUGACGUAUUGCACAGUGGAAAAUAUGACAUUCACGGGCUGCUCUAUACCUUAACUGAGCGCAGGACUAGAUUUACUUAUCGCGGCAUCAUACCCAUAACAAUUUCCAAUCAUGAGGAUGGCUUCGGCAAACCGUCAACGGGGAAGGCAAAUCUCGCAGUCCCCACGGUAGCUUUUGUUUUCACCGGGCAGGGGGCGCAAUGGGCGGGGAUGGGAAGAGAGCUCCUAGAUAGUUUCCCUGAGGUUAAACGAGUUUUCUGGAAGCUAAAUAAAGCAUUAGCUCAACUACAGCCUGCUCCAGCAUGGAAACUCCAAGAUAUACUGCUUGAACCAGAAGAAACAAGCAGAAUUGGAGACGUUGCAUUUUCUCAACCAGUAUGCACGGCAAUUCAGAUCGCUUUAGUGGAUUUGCUCCGCGAAUGGGGAGUGAAUCCCGUAGCAACAAUUGGCCACUCAUCCGGUGAACUUGCUGCUGCAUAUGCUGCAGGACUAAUUUCAGCGGAGAAUGCAAUUAUUGCAGCUUAUCUACGAGGCGUGCAUGCUGCUUUGACGCAGGAACCGGGGGCUAUGAUGGCAGUGGCAAUGGGGGUACUAGAUGCCGAAAAUCUCCUUGCAGAGCAGGAUAUUCCUCCAGAAGAUGUUGAUGCUAUAAGGGAGGCUGUUGAAAUACCAAACGGUAUAAAUGGAACAAAGCAGCAACCUAACGGCCAUGGUUCAGUUGCGGCUGUCAACUCCACGCCGUGUAGCACUAAUAAAUCCACAGUACAAUCCCAUUCGGCUGCUACCCGACGACAUAAGGUCGAUGGUAGUUCCAGGCCCGUGAUGAUUUCGUCAGUUAUCCUGGAGCCUCUUCAACUAUCUGACAUUUCGGGUGCAUAUUGGCAGAGAAACCUGGAAUCUCCAGUUUUAUUUGACCCGGCAUUAAAAUAUCUGUUAGAGCUUACAUUUGGCCCUGAAGAUCGAUACGUGGACUGUUUGAUAGAGAUAGGGCCUCAUAAUGCUCUCAAGGGGCCCAUCAAUCAAAUCAUCAGCUCUCCGGAAGUCACCGAAAUAUGGAAAUCCAACCUCGGAAGUGCACCAAAGAUAUCAUAUGAGUCCACUCUUGAAAGACAACACAAUGCAGAAGACGACAUGAUGAGACUCGCUGCGAACCUUUUUAUGAAAGGCUGUUCAAUUGAUAUGCGUCAAGUCAACGGUCAAGCUUCCUAUCAACCCGAAAAGCCUAUCGCUGACCUACCAAUAUACCCUUGGAGCCAUACAAACCCACACCCACUUAUUGUUACCCGUGCAACUAAGGACUAUAAAUUUGCUACCCAUCCAAGACAUGAUUUGAUUGGAAGCAGACUUCCAGGCAGUAAUCGACUGGAGCCAAUCUGGCGAAACAAUCUCCGCUUGAAAGACGUGCCUUGGAUUAAAGAUCAUGUCAUUGGUAAUGCAGUCCUUGUCCCUGGAGUGGCGUAUAUUGCCAUGGCAAUCGAAGCUGCUGCUCAGUUUGCUGAAGACGAGACUCUUGGUGGCCCUGAUUUCGAGUUUGAGGAUGCAAAAUUCCACUUACACACUAUGGCUGUCAAAGCUGCAUUAGUUAUCGGUGCCAGUGGAACAGCAGACAUUAUGAUCAACCUGCGGCCAACUGACGCUUCGGCUGCGCGUAACCGGUUUGAUUUCAAAAUUUGUUCUGUAACUGAUGACCGGUGGACAGAACACGCUAAUGGAUCCAUUUCCUACGAAAUCAUGCACGGUAAGCGGACAAUGAAGUCCUCUUUUGCUGAUGAGACAGCCGAUCCCAUAUUUGAAGAGAAAAUUGGCAAGGACGCUUGGUAUGAUCGACUCAAGUAUCGAGGUUUCGACUUUGGGCCUUUCUUCCGAGUUAUAGACGAAAUCGAGAUUCUAAGCUACGAGUCUCGCGCUCGAGCCAAAACACCCAUUCUGAAGACUAUGGCUAAGGAUACUCCGCACGAAUCUCGGUAUGCAGUUCACCCUUUAACAAUUGAUGCAGUACUCCAGGGCCGAGUUGUUGCUGUUUACAAUAGCCGGAUAGACAAGGAAGAGGCGACCCAGAUCCCCGUGUUUGUGGAAGAUAUGGUAAUUUAUCCUGCCUCCUGGGCAAAAAACCAGCCUGGUAUCAUUGACAGUGUUGCCUGGACCGAGGGUGCCCGGAGUGGUGGCUCUCACUCCAGGCUAGUAACUGAGGAUGGCUACGAGAUAAUUUCGACUAAACAUGUCAGAUGGCGCCAAUUCGAGAACCAGGGUAGCCAAGAAAAGUUGGCUAAGAGUACUGCACGAGAGCCAUACUAUCGACUACAUUGGAAACCAGAUGUUGAUUUUCUCAACUCGGAGAAGGCCAAUGACUUGUACCAUAGCGAUUUCAAGUCUCCCUUGGGAAUCAAAUACCUCGAUGAAAUCUACAAUAUUCGCAUUCGCCUAGAAACAGUGACUGUUUUUUACAUAUGCAAGACCCUUGAGCUUAUUAGCAAGGAAAACCUCCCUUCGGAUUCCUCAUUGCGGUGGAUUCACGCAUACUAUGACUGGAUGCGACAUGUUAGGACUGAGGCGGCAGCUGGUAACAUGGUACUUUGCGAUGAUAAUGCUACACAGCUUACCCCUGAUCUGCGAGAACGUCGAAUUGAGGCGUUGCUAUCGGAGCUUCCUUCCAACUUUCCCCAGCUAGAAUAUAAUAGAGUGGUGAUGGAAAAUAUGAGCGGAAUCUUGAAUGGAACGACUUCUGGUGUGAAUUUGGCGGUCGAGGCCGAAGUUCUUGCUGGUGUUUAUGCUGACGGCUCAAUUCAUGAUGCUGCGCGUAAAAAUCUUCGGUCUCUAGUUGAUAACUUAGCCCAUAAAAACCCAACUAUGAAGAUUCUCGAGGUGGGUGCGGGAACAGGAAGCUGCACAUCUGUCGCUUUGGACAUUUUGAAUACCUACGACAAGAACAACGGGCACGCAAAGCGAUAUGCAGAUUAUACCUUUACUGAUAUUUCACCAUCCUUCUUUGAGAAGGCCGAGGAGAUGUUUUCGGAGUACUCUGCUAUAACCUUUAAGGUAUUUGAUGUCGAAAGGGACCCAGAAAUCCAGGGCUUUAACAGCCAUGAUUACGACCUAAUUCUUGCAUCCAAUGUGCUUCAUGCACCUGGAAAUACAGAUAAAUUGCUCGCGAACUGUUGCAAGCUCCUCAAGCCUGGUGGAAAGCUGGUCAUGCUCGAGAUCACCCAAACUGAGAGUCUCACACCUGUCCAAUUUGCAUUUGGUACUCUCCCGAGCUUUUGGGGCUGUCUUGAUGAUGCUGAUGGUGACCGUCCCCUGGGCCCGUUUAGAACGCUGCCAUCUUGGGAUGAACAACUUCGCCUCUCUGGUUUUAGUGGCUUGGAUUUGAUUCUGAGAGACUUCCCAGAACCCCUAGCACUUGAGAGUGUCAUGAUGUCAACUGCUAUCCACGCAUCAACUAGAACUACAGUUGUCUCGGAAAUUGGUCCUGUAAUCAUUGUAAGUGGAAUAUCCUAUUUUAUGUGGACAACUGCUAACAUCGUUAAGGUGCACUCAGCUAACCAGGCAGACUUAGCCCUGGCUAUUGCUCAACUCAUUGAGAAAUCGGGAGGGAGUGUCAGGUAUAGCUCCAUGGCAAACUUGCCCGAGCUUGUUGACUCGAGUCAGCCACAAGGAUAUAUCGUUUUGGAAGAACUCGAUAAGCCGACUCUAAUUGAUAUGCAGCCAAUGCAGUUUGAAGGUUUUAAGAAGCUUGUCCGUACAGCCUCAAGCAUUCUCUGGGUUACUGCAGGGGACCUUAUGGCCGGAAAAAAUCCAUCAGCUGCCAUGGCCCACGGAAUCAAUACGGUCCUGAUGAAUGAAAAUUCAACGAAGAAUCUCAGGUUUGCUACACUGGACCUCGACGAUGCGGCUGUCUCUGAAACUACAACAGCUGUUAAGCAUAUCGCGGACAUAUUCUUAUUGGUUGCAAAGGCGCAAUCAAGAGAAGAUUGUGAAACCGAUUUUAUUCUCAAGAACGGUGUCAUUUACAUAAGUCGUGUUGUUCCUGACGCUCAGCUGAACGAAGAAUUCAGGUUGGACAAUGGAGAUGGUCGCGUAGACCAAGAUUUCCCAACCUCUGGGAAUGUGCAGCUAGCUCUUGAAACACCAGGUCUUCUCGAUACGAUAUACUUCCGUGAGCAACCUACUUGCGACAUUGAUCUCGGCUCAGAUGAGCUGGAAAUUAAUGUUAAAGCCGUUGGCCUGAAUAUGAAAGACUAUGUUAUUGCUAUGGGAAAUUUUGAAAGCGUCAAUUCCAGCAUCGAAUCGACUGGGGUUGUAUCCCGCGUUGGUACUAACGUUAAGAACAUCAAACCAGGAGACAAGGUUAUAUGCUUCGAGCGAGGCCAUUAUGACACAUUCUUGAGAAGCCCCGUCGCCAAGUGUCUAAAGCUAAACGACGGUGAUGACUUGAUUGAAAUGGCUACAAUUGGCAUUGCACUUGGUACUGCAUUAUAUUCCCUGAGAUACCUAGCACAACUUGAAGCUGGAGAAACAGUUCUCAUUCAAGCUGCUACAGGUGGUCUGGGCUUGGCAGCAAUACAAUAUUCAAAGCUCGUCGGAGCAGAAAUAUAUGCAACUGUUGGUACUCAAGCGAAAAAGGAAUAUUUGAUUAACGAAUUGGGGAUCCUGGAAAAUCGGAUCUUUUGGUCUCGCUCUCUUGACUUCAAGCAAAACCUGUUGAAAGAGACAAAGGGGCGAGGAGUUGAUGUAGUGCUUUCCACAAUCUCAGGCCCAGGCUUCUAUGAGGGCUUUGGCUGCCUGGCGCCAUGUGGAAGACUAAUUGAUGUGGGUAGAGGGAAUGUUUUGGACAAGGGAAAGCUGGGAUUGCAUGUUUUUGAUGAAAGCAUUAGUGUGUUCUCUUUCGACCUCAACUUCGUGCUCGAGAAAAAGCCUCAACUUGCUUCACGACUUCUAGCAGAUAUGACGGAGCUCCUAAGGGAAAAGAAGAUAAAGCCAGUUAAAAUAGAUCGGACUUUCCACAUUACCGACAUGGAAAAAGCUCUUAGAUACUUUGGCCAAGGACAACAUAUCGGUAAGGUAGUAUUGACCUAUGGCCAAACUGAAAAUAAAAUCAAACUACAUGGAGUUCUAAAGCCCCGCGGAAUUCACGCCAACAACAGUUAUGUCUUAGCUGGCUGCCAUGGUGGCCUUGGGCACAGCAUUGCGAAUUGGUUGAUCGAGCAUGGUGCCCGGAAUUUAGUGUUUUUAUCUCGUUCCGGGGAGAACAAGCAAGAAAAUGCUUCCUUCAUAUCACGAGCAAAAGCGAAGGGCGUUAAUGUUGCAUCUCUGAGAGGAGAUAUAUCCAGAAUGGUGGAUGUGGAGGAGGCUGUUACUAAGGCAAUCUCGAUGGGCCCUUUGAAAGGAGUGGUUCAUGCUGCGAUGGUUUUACAGGAUGCGUUUUUUGAUACUAUGACUCUAGAAACUUUCAAUGCGGCUAUUCGCCCCAAAGUCCUCGGCGCCCUUAACCUGCAUAAAGCGACACUUGAUGCACAAGCCGAACUGGACUUUUUCUUCAUGACGAGCUCUACUGUGACUUAUGUUGGACAUAUUUCUCAAUCUAAUUAUGCGGCAGCCAAUGCGGUCCUUGACAACCUGGCAAGGCAUAGACGUGAAUUGGGCCUUCCAGCGACAACAAUUUCAUUAGGGCCGAUCAAGGGGGUUGGGACUCUAAACAGAAAACCGGAAUAUGCUGAAAACCUACUACGAUCUGGUUUGAUUGAAGCACCAGAGUCCGAGUUUAUUUAUCAUUUUGAGAGACUCAUCAAGGAACAAGAAAAGUCACCACAUUUCGACAGAAAUACCCAAGCGCAUAUUCUCACAGGCGUGGAAUACAGCAAACAUGACCUGAGCAUGGUUCAGGUAACCAGGAUUGAAAAGGAUCGCCGUUCCGCUCUGUUGGUCACUAUUUUAGAAUCCCGUAAAGCUGCAAUUGGAGAAGGUACCGCUUCGGCUGAAAUGAUGAGUGACGAAGCGUUAGAUAUCCCCGAGGACCGAAACGCGGCUAUGAUAAUCCUGGCAGAUGCGGUUGCUCAGAGGCUGGCAAAGCUACUUUUUGUUGCUUCUGAUGAUAUUGAUAUCAUGCGCCCACUAUCACAUUACGGCAUUGACAGUAUGUAUGGCAGCGAGAUGAUACACUGGCUGUCCCAGAAAUUUUCUGUUGGCAUGUCUUUUCUUGAACUCCUGGACCCUAUGUGUACAUCGAAACACCUAGCUGGAGUUAUCUAUGACACUGCACGGAAGCACAAAGAAUCAACGGUGGCCAAAGACGCUGAAGCUGCAGAUAUCGUUAUUGAUACAAUUGAAAAGUCACACGCGGAAGACAAUGGCACAAAUGGAGCUGGAUUACUACAGGAGAUUGAGGAGAAUCAUCAAGGCUCUGGGUCCCAUCUAGAGAGGUUUUCUACAUACCUUAAACAGGCAGUUUCGGGACCGAAGCCAGUGGCACACUCCUAUGUCUGUUCAGUGAUAAAGAAGGAUGGUGAUCAACUGUACUCCCACGCGGAAGGCUCAAUUUCACAACAUUCAAAUGAAAGGGCAGGGUUUGAUUCAGUCUACUGGAUGGCCUCGAUGACAAAAUUGAUGACAGCAAUUGCUGUCAUGCUCUGUGUAGAACGUGGUCAAAUAUCCUUAGACGAGGACGUUACCUCCGUUUUGCCUGACCUAUGUUCUCUCCCGGUUCUUGACCGUGUUGAUGCCAAAGGAAAGUACUCGACUAAGACGCGAAGUAAGCCGAUCACCCUUAGACUCCUCCUUACUCACCAAAGUGGUUGUGGGUAUCAUUCUAGCCCGUAUCUGGCGCGAUGGGCCAAACAAAAUGGCCGAACAGAGAGUAUCUUCGAUAAUGAUUUUAAAGUUAUGGAAACAUUUCCCUUGAUGUUUGAACCAGGGUCAAAUUUUAUGUAUGGAUCAGGUUUUGACUGGGCUGGAGAGCUUGUUGCACGUUUAAACGGGGUGAGCCUUGAGGAGUUUUUGCAGGCUGAGGUCUGCAAGCCCUUGGGGAUGACUUCGACAACCUUCCACCCUGACAAACGCAUUGACAUGCUAAAACGACGUGUUGAAUUCUACGAACGCAACGAUGACGGGUACCUCAUGCCUGGCGCCGAAUAUACCAAGCUUCCAGCGGCCCAUGAGUGUGGCGGACAUGGCCUCUGGUCGACGCCACGCGACUGGAACAAGUUUGUCCACAUGAUUCUUUGUGAUGGCAGACCAAUAUUGCAGAAGAGAAGCGUGGACGAGAUGUUCAAGCCACAAGCAAUUGCAGGCGAUGAGUUACGUGAAUUGCUAUCUGGCCCUCUCCGCGCAUCACUGCGUUCAACUGUCGAUAUGGAGGCUGAAAACAUCGAGAUUGCCAUUGCUGGGCCAGUGUAUGUAGAUGGCAUCCCUGAAAGGAGGUCUGCUGGCACUGUACAGUGGUCCGGAAAACCUAACAUGUUUUGGUGGAUUGAUCGCCAGGAAGGCAUUGCUGCAACGACCUUCACACAAGUUAUUUCAGCAUCAGAUGCACGGUUUGAGGAGCUGACGACUACGUUUGAGAGAGCCGUUUAUGCAGAUCUUACGAAGUUGUAG
Trichophyton verrucosum HKI 0517 is the source of this 8883-nucleotide messenger RNA. RefSeq lists its product as uncharacterized. The transcript is spliced from 14 exons. Gene Ontology annotation, biological process: fatty acid biosynthetic process; secondary metabolite biosynthetic process. Lineage: Eukaryota; Fungi; Ascomycota; Eurotiomycetes; Onygenales; Arthrodermataceae. The coding region runs from base 1 to 8883 and encodes 2960 amino acids. Gene Ontology annotation, molecular function: 3-oxoacyl-[acyl-carrier-protein] synthase activity; phosphopantetheine binding; oxidoreductase activity. The record is from RefSeq and is a predicted model, not a curated record.